Dromiciops gliroides (monito del monte) is the source of this 2240-nucleotide messenger RNA. It is a transcript of the gene UNC5CL, whose product is annotated as unc-5 family C-terminal like. The record is from RefSeq and is a predicted model, not a curated record. Gene Ontology annotation, molecular function: protein binding; netrin receptor activity. The transcript has 9 exons. Gene Ontology annotation, cellular component: membrane. The coding region runs from base 126 to 1712 and encodes 528 amino acids. Lineage: Eukaryota; Metazoa; Chordata; Mammalia; Microbiotheria; Microbiotheriidae. Gene Ontology annotation, biological process: positive regulation of JNK cascade; netrin-activated signaling pathway; positive regulation of canonical NF-kappaB signal transduction.
UGCUUUAACUCCUUGAAGACCCAGGUGAACUCCGGUCUUCAGAAUAAUUAGGCCCUUGGCUCCUGCCAACCUCCUUUCCUCUAUAGGGGUGCAGGAGAGCUGAUACUCACUGAUUGGCUGUGCUGAUGUGUUUUCUUGGGAGCUUCAUCCAGCAAAGCUUGCCCCUCCAGCUCCUCCUGCUGGUGGGGGUACCUGUGGCCACUGUGCUCCUGCUAGUCCAGUGCCUUCGCUGGAUCUGCCCCCCCAGCAGGCACCAAGGGAGGUCAGAGGCCCCACGGGCCUCAAAGGAACCAGUCCCUGAGCCCUUCUCCUUUCCGGAGGAUGAUGCUCCAAGGCAGUGUCCACCAGCCACCCUGACAGAGAUGGCCAACUUCUACCAGGAGCUGCACACCCCUGCUGAGGGCCGAACUGUGGUCCGACAACUGCUGAACAAGCUCUUGGUGUUUGCGUGGCGUAAUGUGGAUCACCAGGGGGGCUGUCUGCUGCUCAAGGACAUGGGCAUCUCUCUGUUCAUCCCACCAGGUGCAGUAGCUCUGGGACGCCGGGAGCGGGUGUCCCUGGCCCUGGUGUGGGACCUGUCUGAUGCCCCAUCACUGUUGAGUAGCCAGGCCUUGGUGAGCCCUGUCGUGGCCUGCAACCCCCACGGAGCCUCCUUCCUGAAGCCCUGCACUCUUACCUUCAAACACUGUGCCCAGAAUCCCAGCGAUGCCCGUACCUAUUCCAGCAACACUCCCCUGCUAGAUGCCAAGAUAUGGAAGCCACUGGGAGAGCCUGGGGCUCACACUUCAAGGGAUGAGUGCAGAAUCCCCAUCUCCCACUUCAGUCUCUACACCUGUGUGCUGGAGGCUCCCAAUGUGCAUGAUGCCCGAAAGUGGUUGCAGCUAGCUGUAUUCUGCUCAGCCUUGGUACCAGGACAGUCACACCUGCAGCUGCGUGUCUACUUCCUCAACAACACACCUUGUGCCCUGCAGUGGGCAGUGACCAAUGAAGAGCCCUAUGGUGGGCGCCUCCGUGGGCCCUGCCAACUCUUUGACUUCAUGGGGACUCGGGGGGACCAGUAUCUGAAGCUCAAGUAUAUCUCUGAAGGCUGGGAAAAUGUGGAUGACAGCAGCUGCCAGAUGGUACCCUACCUUCACAUCUGGCAUGGAAAGUGCCCCUUCCGCUCCUUUUGCUUCAGGAAAAAAGCAGGAACCAGUGAGGAUGAAGAUAAUUCAGCAUUGACCAAUGAGAUUAUUGUCACUAUGCACACCUUCCAGAAUGGCUUGGAGACCAAGUACAUGGAAAUCCUACGGUUUCAGGCAUCAGAGGAGGAAUGCUGGGCAGUGCCACCUCCAGUCUCCCGACCUGCCCCAUGCAACAGGCUACCUCCAGAGCUCUUUGAACAGCUGCAGAUGCUACUGGAGCCAAACAGUAUCACAGGCAAUGACUGGCGCAAGCUGGCAUCCCAUCUAGGGCUGUGUGGCAUGAAGAUCAGGUUCCUGUCUUGCCAGCGAAGCCCAGCAGCUGCUGUCCUGGAGCUCUUUGAGGAGCAGAAUGGGAGCCUCCAGGAGCUUCACUACCUCAUGACUUCCAUGGAGCGGCUGGACUGUGCCUCGGCCAUCCAAGUUUACCUUAACAGCAAUCAGGCCCAGACUCCAACAAUGACAGGUUCUCCUGUCAUAGCCCACAAAACCUGGGACAAUGAAGACCUGGAGCUGGAUGUGAAACUUUGAGCUGAGGUGGUAGCUGCAUCACCUCCCCAAGGCUAGCAGGGCUGGGCAAGGCUAGGGAAGGGGCUCUGCUUCCAGGUUCUCCUUCUCCAGGGGCUUUAGGUUGGACACCUGGGCAGUUUUUCCUUUGGACAUGAUGGAGUAAGUGAGACGUCUGCCACCAAUGGGUUGGGCCUGGGGCUAGCACCAGUACAGUCUUGGCAGGAGGUACCAGCCCUUUCAUAGUCACUUGCUGACUGCCUACUGGCCCCAGCAGAGGUCUGCAAAGUAGAAGCAGGGAAAGGCACCCUCCUUGUACCCUACCCCUCACCUUACAUUUCAUCGUCUCUGGAUAGAUAACCACCAAACUCAGGGAAGGAUCGGAGGGACCAACAACAAACGGGGCAUAAAGAUCCUUUCUGGCAUGACCAAGUUCUUCUCUGCUGACUUUAUCUCCUCCUCAGCAGCAGGGUGCAGGUAAUGCAAGCCUGCUCAGAAUCCUCCAAGCCUCAUUGGCCCCUGGACUAUUAGGGGUGGAAGGCACCUUCGAGA